AAAAUCUGCUGGUUCCCAAAGGAUCAAGCUCAACUCCGAAAAUAACAGUCAAUGGCUACUAUUGCUUCUUCUUUCUCCACUCUCAUCUUCUCUUCUCUACACUCCAAACUUUCUCCGCCUUCUCUUUUAUCCUCUCCACACACCUCUCUUUCUUCUUCUUCUUCUUCUUCCUCUCAGUCCUCCCUUUUCUCUUCUUUUCUCUCGAUUUCUCCAACUUCUUUAACAUACCCCACAUGUUCAAGGCGCCUCUCUGCCUCUACCUUCACUGUCAAGGCCAGUGCCGCAGAGAAGAAGAAGGUCCUUAUAGUUAAUACAAACAGCGGUGGUCAUGCAGUUAUUGGGUUCUACUUUGCGAAAGAGCUUCUGGGUUCCGGCCAUGAGGUCACUAUCAUGACUGUUGGUGAACAGAACUCCGACAAAAUGAAGAAGCCUCCAUUCAGCAGAUUCUCAGAAAUUGUGAGUGCGGGUGGACGGGCAGUGUGGGGAGACCCAGCAGAAGUAGGGAAAGCUGUGGAAGGAGCAACAUUUGAUGUGGUGUUAGAUAACAAUGGCAAGGACCUUGAUACUGUGAGGCCUGUAGCGGACUGGUCCAAGAGUGCUGGUGUGAAGCAGUUCUUGUUCAUCAGCAGUGCUGGAAUCUAUGUACCGACUGAUGAACCUCCUCAUGUUGAAGGGGACGCCGUUAAAGCUAGUGCUGGUCAUGUUGGAGUGGAGAAAUACAUCGCAGAGAUUUUCAAUAGUUGGGCUGUAUUCCGCCCGCAAUACAUGAUUGGUUCAGGCAACAAUAAAGAUUGUGAGGAGUGGUUUUUUGAUCGGAUUGUCCGGAAAAGGCCAGUGCCAAUCCCUGGCUCAGGAAUGCAACUAACCAAUAUUGCCCAUGUUAGAGACUUAUCCUCUAUGCUUACACUAGCUGUUGAAAACCCAGAAGCCGCAAAUGGCAAAAUAUUCAAUUGUGUAAGCGACCGUGCAGUAACUCUGGACGGAAUGGCCAAACUAUGUGCACAAGCUGCAGGUCUACCAGUUGAAAUCGUGCAUUAUGAUCCGAAAGCUGUUGGAAUUGAUGCAAGGAAAGCUUUUCCUUUCCGAAAUAUGCACUUCUAUGCAGAACCGAGAUCUGCCAAGGACAUCCUGGGAUGGCAUGCUACUACAAACCUUCCUGAGGACCUGAAAGAACGAUUUGAUGAAUAUGUAAAGAUUGGGCGAGACAAGAAGCCAAUACAGUUCGAGAUAGAUGAUAAAAUACUUGAAUUCCUCAAAGUUCCAGUUGCAGUGUGAUCAAUUCUAUCUGAUUAAUGACAUGCCAAUGAAGAUCUGCCCUUUGUAUAAGACUCUGGUCUCUGGAAGCCAUGAUUUUGUGAUCCUCUCUUACUGUUCUAGUUUUGUUAAAAAUCAUUGUAUUCCUAUAAGAUGCUUCUAUUGCAGAAAAUGAAUGAAUAAAUGAAGUUCUUAAUUGUA
This is a messenger RNA of Hevea brasiliensis (rubber tree), 1455 nucleotides long. RefSeq names its product chloroplast stem-loop binding protein of 41 kDa a, chloroplastic. The record is from RefSeq and is a predicted model, not a curated record. Gene Ontology annotation, cellular component: cytosol. Lineage: Eukaryota; Viridiplantae; Streptophyta; Magnoliopsida; Malpighiales; Euphorbiaceae. Gene Ontology annotation, biological process: rRNA processing. The transcript is spliced from 6 exons. Bases 52 to 1275 code for a protein of 407 amino acids. Gene Ontology annotation, molecular function: RNA binding.